Messenger RNA from Culex quinquefasciatus (southern house mosquito), 522 nucleotides. RefSeq lists its product as uncharacterized. Gene Ontology annotation, cellular component: mitochondrial inner membrane. Lineage: Eukaryota; Metazoa; Arthropoda; Insecta; Diptera; Culicidae. Bases 85 to 477 code for a protein of 130 amino acids. The transcript is spliced from 2 exons. The record is from RefSeq and is a predicted model, not a curated record. Gene Ontology annotation, biological process: mitochondrial respiratory chain complex I assembly; mitochondrial respiratory chain complex IV assembly.
CCCCCGGUUGGGAGGUAAGAAUUUAAAACACUGAUUGAGUAACAAACUUUAAAAUCGUCAACGAAAACAGUCCAGGACAGCGUGAUGCCUGUGUCCCUGCGAACGCUGGUCAAAACGGCCACCUACAUUGGGAUCGGCGGAAUCAGCGCGGCACUGUACAUGAAGUUCAAGCUGGAAGACCGGGUGCGGGCUCAGCCGUACUACAAGGACUCGUUGAAGCUGCUGCGGGCACAUCCGGGAGCAAUUUCCGUCCUGGGCGAACCGAUCAAGGACAUGGGCUUUGACUUUGGCGUGGAGAUGAACAAGUUUGCCGACGGCAAGAUCGACGGCUUUGUGGUGCCCGUCAAGGGCGUCAAUCAGCAGGGCAAGCUGCACUUUUGGGCGGAGAAUCGGGACGAAAAGUGGCACAUUACGCGAGCCGAGCUGGAGCUGGACAAGGAUCCGGACCGGCGGUUGCUGCUGAGGAAGGCGGAGUAGAGGCAGAGUUUGGGUAGAUGUGUAAAUACAACUGAAUUAAAUUUA